Corticium candelabrum is the source of this 4178-nucleotide messenger RNA. RefSeq names its product interferon-induced very large GTPase 1-like. Lineage: Eukaryota; Metazoa; Porifera; Homoscleromorpha; Homosclerophorida; Plakinidae. The transcript has a single exon. Gene Ontology annotation, molecular function: GTP binding. The record is from RefSeq and is a predicted model, not a curated record. Bases 931 to 3984 code for a protein of 1017 amino acids.
CACCAUUGUCAUCAAUUAGUCAAUCGUUAAGAGAGAUCCUUCCCAAUAGAGUAGCAAAAGUUAUGCUCGUCGAAGACCUUGCCAAAUGUCGUACAGAAGGGCAGCGGCAAAUUACUGUCGUACGUAUUAGAGAUCAAAUAGCACCAAUAUUUCGCAAACUCAAACAACUAUUGCCAUGCUCGCAAGUUAUUCAAAGGCGUUUUGUGUCCUGUUACACAGGACAAGGUGUGGCCUUAGUUCCUUACGCAAGGGAAUUUAGUAGGCAAUUCGACGGAUUUUCUUCCUUAGGAAGAGAAACGUUUGUAGCUCUUGAAGCAAGUAAUCCGGAGAAAGGCAAGCUUGCUAACCGUCUCUUUCCUCUAACAGCAAUUUACGCAGCUAUGGCUAAAAAUCGUCACCAGGAGAAAGAACUUCAGGAAAUCGGACAUAAAGGGAAUAGAGGUGAGCUUCACGUAGAAUUAGCAAAUUUAGGACAAGAGAUGAGAGAGUUGGAGACUCGACGGCAAACGAUUUCCGAGAUUUCUUAUCCAGUCAAACUAUUCAUUAGUCUUGUGUCAGAGGAAAAGCACCAUCAGUUGGCUGAAUUCCAACAUUACUUGGAGUUGUGGAAAGCGGAAUAUUUCAAUCCUCAUUUUAGAGAGAGACGGAAUCUAAUGGAACAGCUAGAAUCAAGUAGAAACGCAGAUCAAACGGAAAGUGAACAGCAGAGUCAACACAGAAUAGAUGAUAUCAAACGUCAGCUGGAGGAAGUUUCAUUUUGCAUAGAUCAGUUAGAUAUAUCGAUAGACUCCUUUUGGAGUGAGUUGAUGGAACUUUGUGCUUUGUUAGAAGAUGAUGCAAUAGUGAAUGAUCAUUUGAGCAAACUUUGUCUAGAUCCCCGGGUAAUUAAUUAAGCAAGUUUACACACAAUGUGUAUGGGAAGGUUAUCCUAUGCAAUUACUUCGAGGAAAUCCGUUACAGAUGACUGCAAGCAAGUUUAUACAAGACAUAAUGAAACAGCUAGGAGUUGAGUUGAAGAACAGAAGUGACUUGCUUGUUGUAUCAGUUAUAGGCGCGCAGAGUUCUGCUAAGUCUACAUUGCUCAAUUACUUGUUUGGAUGUGGGUUUGCCACGAGGGUGGGAAGAUGCACGAAAGGUCUGUAUGCUUCAUUCGUACGCAUAUCGGACGGAAGAUAUCUUUUAGUUCUCGAUUCGGAAGGUCUUUUGUCGUUAGAAGGAAGUGGUCACGUAUUUGACGGUCAAAUUACGGUGAUGGCUAUGGCUUGUUCAGAUGCUGUUAUAGUGAACCAUAAGGGAGAGAUUUCUUCUCAAAUGAAAGAAUUGUUAGAAGUUUGUUUAUACGCAAUGGAUUAUCUGCAAGUGGCCGAUAUUCGAACGGAAAUGAUGUUCGUAUUGCGAGACCAGAGAGAUCGUAACACCAAAGUACAAAGCGAUUCGCUAACACUGAUGAGGAAGAUGCUGAGAGAAGCAAUGGGAAGUGGACAGAAAAAUCUUGAUGAUCUCGUGUCUUUGAAGCAUGACGCUAUAUUUCUUCUUCCAAGUGCAUUUUCUGAAGUAAAACGGGAAGAACGAACUGUAGAAUCACCGUCUGCUGUUUUUUCUGAAGAGGCGUUUGCCCUACGCCAAAGGAUACUGCAGUCAACGCUCGGCGAUCGUUCAACGUUAGACUCGCCUGACGACAGUGAGGUUCUCAUAAACUGGUAUAGACACGCUUGUAUAGUGUGGGAUACACUCACUAAGUACGGUUACACAUUAUUGCAUUACAAAGCUCUUCAUGAAUUGCGUCUUCACAAAGAGAUAAAUGAAAUCGUGACGUCUCUUGUCAAACAAGCUGAAAACAAGUUCAAUGAGCAAGCGAGAGCUGUUGUGAAGAAACACACAGAACGUUUGCAGACGGUCAAAGACGAGACAUCAGUUCUAAUGUAUGACAAAGAGUGUCAGUCUGAGCUAACUAGUUUGAAAAGAGCAACGCACGAAGAAUUAGUUCAUUACUUUGAGCAACGCACUCAAGCCAAGAAGUACAACGAAGACCUAAAGAAAGAAUUUCGUUGCAAAUUAGCAACUCCACUGUCUUCUGCUUAUGACUUUCACACCUACUCAUGGUUGAGACAACUGCAUUUGGCUAAACACAGACUUAACACUGAGGCUUUUGAUCGAAGCUUCUACGUACAACUGGAUAGAGAGUUGACGCGUACUGGAUAUCAAUCGUCAUUGUCCGUGUCUGACGCAGCAAAGAUCUUUGAUAACCUGUGGAAGCAGUAUGAAUCAAAGUAUAGAAAACGUUUACUAGAAACAAGAAAGACAGACGUAGACGUUGAGGCAGAAGUUUUGAAGAUAUUUCGCCACGUUUGGGAAAGACAUCAACAUAACAAGAUACUGGCCAUCGUCUCUUCUGCCUUUCGUUUAACUACAUUGUCAAAAUCAACAGACUUUGUUAACAGCAGUGACAAUAUAUGGGUUAAAAAGUAUCUCAAAACAAAAUCUACUGUGAUCCAGAAAGCAUGGGACAUGUUUUUACCGACGUCAGACAAAAAUUUAAUUGGUUCAAACUCCGUCGUAGUUCACGAAAUGAAGACGAGAGUGCAAAAUUUGCAAGACAGGUUCGUGAAGAAGAUCGUAUCGCAAGACGGCAAAUGUAACACAGAUAUUGUCACAGAUAUUGUUCUUUUAGCCUGUAAUGAGGUUAAACAGGUGGAAUCCGUGUUGUUUACAUAUCAUGAGAGACUGAAGCUACAGCGAGCUCCAUUUACUAACGAUCUUAUUGUUCAUUUGCAGCAAGUAGCAUAUCAGGUAGUUUGCUCUGCUGAGGAAAAGCGCAUUUUAGAACAGGAAGACGAACUUGAACGAAUGAGAGAGAAAAAGAGAGAAACCUUUAUUGCCACAGCAAGUAACGAAGCUGACGAUCUGGAACGCGCUGCAAGGUUUGCCGACGAGUAUAAUGAACAGUUAAAGGUAUGGGUAAAGAGCAAAGUGCACGAAUUCGCGUCCGAGGUUCGUGACCAAGUUCUUCAGCAAAUGCAGGAUCCAGAGAAGGCAGCAGAACGUGCUUACCAUAGCUCAUUUAAAAGAGGCAACUAUGAUGAGGUGUUGGAAUAUUGCAUCGAUGUAAACGCAUAUCUGAAAAAAUUAUUUAUUCAGAUGUUUGCAAAUCGCAAGCAGAUAGCAAUACAUACCAAUGAGCAUAAACUAACAGAGAGCGUUUCAGAAAUGUACAAGAUGGUAGAGGACACUGCAGUAAGGUGGCAACAAAGCUGUCAAACUACUGCAGGUCAUCUUAAUGACUUUAAAGAUUAUCUGGAAACCCGUGCCGAAGACUUAAGUGAGACGGCUAGUGUUCGAAACUUGCUGAUGGCUGCAUUGGUCAGAUUUCCGCAAAUGACCAAUUUUCCUAUUGCACGAGUUGAGGUAUUCUGUACACGGUGUAAGUCCAGUAUGCGUAAGCUGCUAACCAAAGUACUUGAGAAUUUGCAAGAAAUAGUAGCUAACAGCAUGAGUGACGAGUGUGAACAAGUUUGGACAAAAAUAAAAGGAUGUCGAGCAAAGUGCCCACUUUGUGGUUCAAAAUGCUCACUCGUGAACGAUCACAGUGAUCAUAAUUGUGCUCGUCAUAUUUUUCCUGCUUUUCAUGGCACCCGUGUGCGUAAUUGGAAGCAUCCAGUGUUCGACAUGUGUCUUAGCACCGACGCUGCAGACAUGAUGUGGGGUAGAGGUGACGAUCCGAUGCUUCCAAGCCUGUCAGAGUUUCUUGACUAUUACGAUGACUGUCGCCCAUGGAAGAAGUCAAUUGUUCCUGACCCAACUUUAGUCCACGAGCCAGAAGAACAGAUUCAAGCAUGGGCUGUUUGUAGAAAACCUCUUGUGAAAUAUUGGCAUUUUGUGGACAAAACUCCUGAGGAUUGGUUGAAUUACGAGAGCAACAAACCGUUGAAAAAAGACGAAUGUGAUAAGGCAAAAGCUAGACUGGAAGAGUACCAAGACAUCUAGAUGACAGCGUUUUAGGGACAUUUGGCAGUAAAUGGUAAUUGCGUGGUAUGCAGUACAUGCUUUAUGUAGCAGCUAGUUAGAUGUGAUACGUUUGCUUUUUGCUGCAUUCGUUUUGCUUUGUCUUGAUGUUAGGAAGCAAUUGAUGUGUGAAUGUAGUUGGUGUUGCUAUGGUAUUACUUAGUAAACUAAGAGGA